GGAGUCGCUCGGGAGGGCUGUUUGGGACAAGUAUUACGCGCCCAGACAUGCGUAUAAUUACGGUAUAGCCGGCGAUAGGAUUGAGAAUCUUAUCUAUAGAUUAAGAGAUAAGGAAUUGGAUGGACUCCACCCCAAAGUGACCAUACUUAUGAUCGGUACAAAUAAUAUGGGUUGGAGUGAUACCAGGGUUGAGGACAUCGCACAGGGAGUCGAAGUUAUUGUGAAUGAAUUGGUGACCAAAAUGCCGGCAACCAAGCUCAUUUUGUUGGGAAUCCUACCUAAGGCUGAUAGGUUUUGUGCCAAAGUGAGACAGGUCAACGAGGUGAUCGCCAGGUUGAAUAAUGAUAAGAAUAUAUAUUUCCUGGACAUGUGGUCAGCCUAUGUGCACAGGGAUGGCAAACAAAACACAGAUCUCUAUUUAGAUGAUAGACUUCAUAUCAAUUGGAAGGGAUAUGAGGUGUGGUAUAAGACUAUGGAACCACUGCUCAAGAUAUUAGUUCCAGAGUUUUGA
This is a messenger RNA of Oppiella nova, 511 nucleotides long. Lineage: Eukaryota; Metazoa; Arthropoda; Arachnida; Sarcoptiformes; Oppiidae. The record is from the annotation of a GenBank genome assembly.